Molecule: messenger RNA, 261 nt
Organism: Wallemia ichthyophaga EXF-994
Lineage: Eukaryota; Fungi; Basidiomycota; Wallemiomycetes; Wallemiales; Wallemiaceae
Exons: 2
Coding region: 1-261 (86 amino acids)
Source: RefSeq, a predicted model, not a curated record
AUGGGAAUCACACCCCAACAGGUCGGUCAGAAGGUGGAGCUUCCGCAAAAGCAGGUCGUUGAGAUGGAUUUGGCUAAAAUAGCUAAAGAGGUGGAAGCUUUUAUCAAGGCGAGCAAGGCUGAAGCCAGCAUGAGCGGGUGUGCGAGUGUGAUUGGUAGUGCAAGCACAACAAGCAGUCAAACAACGGCGUCAGCAAAUUCUUCCCAAAAUCCAUCAGCUCGCGCUGCAGUGAUUAAGCGGGAAAUAAAAAAAAGUAAGUGA